Molecule: messenger RNA, 810 nt
Organism: Metschnikowia bicuspidata var. bicuspidata NRRL YB-4993
Lineage: Eukaryota; Fungi; Ascomycota; Pichiomycetes; Serinales; Metschnikowiaceae
Exons: 1
Coding region: 1-810 (269 amino acids)
Source: RefSeq, a predicted model, not a curated record
AUGUACCCCAGCCCUUUAGCUGUGUCCUCCAGAAAGCUCACCGACAACAUCGUGCUUUCCGUGACCGGAUUUAAACGGAUGGGCCGCGUGAAUUUCGGCGCCCGUAUGGCUCUUUUCCGUUUGCAAGACUCGGUGGUGGUCUGGUCCGCCAUUCCUUUCAGCGAUGACGUCAACAAGGCCUUGGAAUUACUCACGGGCCAGGCAGCCGGGUUCAACGUCACUCAUCUUAUAGUGCCGGACAGCGAGCACACGAUGGCUGCGGCCUCUUUCAAACAGGAAUUCCCAAGAAUGAAGAUCAUUGCCAUGGAAGGCGUCCAGUUGGGCAAGGGUGUCUCGCCCGAUUAUGUCGUGACCUCCAAGUACGGCAAUAAGAAGAUUGACGCAGAAACGUUGAGAGAAAUCGGCGUUCAGGAGCCCCAGAUCUUGGACAACUUCGAGUUUGUCUACCUCCCCUCACAUGGCAACAAGGAGCUUGUCGCGUACCACAAGGAGUCCAAGGCCGUGUUCGAGGCCGACAUGCUUUUCAACUUACGCACCGACGUCCCCAUGGAACAAUUCAGUCCUGCCACCGGCUUUCCGGAGAACUACUACCCAUUUUCCGGGAUGUCGUUCCUUGCCAAGUUCCUCAAUGCAGACAGCAAAACGGGGCGGUUCCUUUUCCGCAAGAUGGUCAACACCAAGGCGUCUGCCGAGGGACUCCAGGCAAUCAAUGCCUGGGAUUUCGACACGCUUGUCAUGUGCCAUGGGAAUGUCAUCGAAAAAGGCGGGAAGGCGGCCUUCCAGAAGGUCUUCCUGAGUGUCUUGAACUGA